Molecule: messenger RNA, 11235 nt
Organism: Acanthopagrus latus (yellowfin seabream)
Lineage: Eukaryota; Metazoa; Chordata; Actinopteri; Spariformes; Sparidae
Gene: igdcc3
Product: immunoglobulin superfamily, DCC subclass, member 3
Exons: 14
Coding region: 383-2674 (763 amino acids)
Biological process (GO): cell-cell adhesion; axon guidance
Cellular component (GO): plasma membrane; axon
Molecular function (GO): protein binding
Source: RefSeq, a predicted model, not a curated record
UGUGUGUGUGUGUGUGUGAGAGAGAGAGAGAGAGAGAGAGAGAGAGAGAGAGAGAGAGAGGGAGGCUGUCUUUGGGAUACAGCAGAGGAGAGUGAGAGAGAGCGGGAUGCUGACAGACUGCUGAUAGAUGGUUAAAAUGGCGAGAGCUUGUUCGACCCCACCGAGCCACCGAACCGUGGCACCGUAGGUCGGAACAUGUAGUAGCCUUGACCGGGAGCUGGACACCUUGCAUGUGUGUGUGUUUCCUUUUUCUUCCUUCUUUCCUUUUUUUCUUUUCUUUUCUUUUUUUUUUGGUGGCUGAAUUUUUGAACCCCUGCGUCUGCACGCCUCACGUUGUUUAGUCCAAGUGCCGGAAUAUUUCCUCCCAAGUGUAUUUUUUUAAAUGGCAUCCACAAGGCGCCGCCGCCUCGUUCCGUGCUUUUUGGGAAUACUCCUCAAUGCUUUAAUCGGUGUGAUGUGUGAAGCGGAGCUCUCCUUCACACUGGAGCCCAGUGACAUCAUCGCUGUACAGGAGCAGCCUCUCAUGCUCCACUGCCAGGUGAACGGCCUCCCCCCAAUUACAAUACAGUGGAGGCACAACGGCCUGCUGUUAACUCAGGACCAGCAUCACACCACCUUCAUCAAUGGCUCGCUCCUGAUCAGUCACUUCCAGAAGACCAAAUCUGACAGCUCAUCUGAUGAGGGCGACUACGAGUGCGUGGCCCAGAAUUCUUUCGGGCUGGUGGUGAGCCGCAAGGCCCGAAUUCAGGCAGCCACCAUGGCAGACUUCCAUGUCCAGCCAGAGUCGGUGCAUGCUGAGGAGUCCGGCGUGGCGAGAUUCCAGUGCCAGAUCCAUGGCCUGCCAGAGCCUGUCAUCAGCUGGGAGAAAGACAGACGCCCAGUGGACACCAAGGAUGAGAGGUACACUCUUCUGCCGACAGGGGUUCUGCAGAUUACAGGCGUGCGUGAAGAAGACAGUGGGAGGUUCUGCUGUGUGGCACACAACAGUGCAGGAGUGAAACACAGCUCGGAGGCACUUCUCACUGUUUCAGGCUCCCAGUCAUCCGUUUACAAGGAGCCUAUGAUCCUGGUCGGUCCAGAAAACCUCACCCUCACUGUUCACCAAACGGCCAUCUUGGAGUGCGUUGCUACGGGGUACCCUCGGCCCAUUGUGUCUUGGAGCAGAUUAGAUGGCCGUCCCAUCGGUGUGGAGGGAAUCCAGGUACUCGGUACAGGAAACCUGAUGAUCUCAGACGUUGGUGUGCAGCACUCGGGGGUCUACGUGUGUGCUGCUAACAAACCAGGGACACGUGUUCGCAGAACUGCUCAGGGACGUCUUGUGGUCCAGGCUCCAGCCGAGUUUGUUCAGGCUCCACAGUCCAUCGCUCGGCCUGUCGGCACCACCGCCAUCUUCACCUGCCAAGCUCAGGGUGAGCCUGAGCCCCAGCUCACCUGGCUGAAGAAUGGGCAGAUUUUGGAGCCUGGGGGACACGUCAAACUCAGGAACAACAACAGCACUCUGACGAUAUAUGGCAUCAGCCAGCUUGACGAGGCGAUCUACCAGUGUAUCGCUGAGAACCUCGCCGGCUCCACACAGGCCAGUGCUCGCCUCACUGUGCUCUGGGCCGAUGGACUUCCCGGUGUGCCCACACACGUGCGGGCCGAGGCCCUCUCACCCACCACCAUCCAGGUGUCCUGGAGGGAGCCCGAUCAGAACACUCAGGACAUCAUCGGUUAUGUGCUCCACAUCCGCCGGACCUCAGACCCCGUGGAAAUGGAGUAUGAGGAGGCCGUCAGCAAGGUUACGCUGCAGCAGAUUAUCCGGGACCUGGAGCCUUCCACCAGUUACACCUUCUACGUCAAGGCCUACACAUCCCACGGGGCCAGCAAACCAUCAGACAGUGCCACAGAGAGCACUCAUGGGGAGGUGCCCGCGCCUCCAUCCCUCUCCACCAAGGUGGUGAACAGCAACGUUAUACAAGCAAUGUGGGAACCUUCCACCAAGAUGGGCCAACACCAAGGCUUCAGGCUGUAUUACAGACGAGCCCACACACCACUGUUCACUGGUCCCUUCACCUUCCCUCGCAAUGUCACCCAGUACAACAUCACUCAGCUGGAUCCUACACUGGUCUAUGAGAUAAAGCUGCUUGCUUACAACCAACACGGAGACGGCAAUUCCACUGUGCGAUUCGUUUCUCUCCGGGAGGCGGUGGAGAAAUCUGUGUUGGACGCCCCAUGCGACUGCGUGAAAGAUGAACAGAGCAAAACAUCCACUACAGGCAUCAUAAUCGGCAUUCACAUCGGAGUCACCUGCAUCAUCUUCUGUGUGCUCUUCCUCAUUUUCAGCUACCGCGGCAGAUUAAUGAUGUGUAAGACAGUUCAGGCCACCCCCCAGGCAGGACACAGCGUGGUGCUGGAGUCCUCUUCCUCUUCACAGGGGACCUCUGGGCUGAACGGGGCUGCCAGGAGAGAGAUGGAGGUCAACGGCAGCAUAGCGGGGAAGAAAGCGGCCGACAGCAACGAGCUAGAGAGACUUUUCACUCAACCCAAUACACAAGAUACACGCAUGUCUGACUCAUACAUGCUGAACGACACCCAGCUGUCUACGAUACCGCUGGAUGAGUUCGCAGUUGAGCGAGAGACACAGUUCCAGGAGCCUCCUGCAGCAGGAUCAGGUCGGCAGGACCAAGGCUAACCAUGUAUGAAGGCCAAUUCACACGACGCUGCCCACAGUGUCCACUUAGACUCUCACUCAGGUUGACCAGUGUUUCCUUUCAAAGUAGUUUAUCCUUUGGUGCAAAGAGUUUUUUUUUUAUUAUUGGUAAGUUAAGAAGUUCUAGAGGAUCUAGGACUGUAUAUCAGAGUGUUUUGGGCCUGGAGUUUGGGAGAGCUCUCUUCUGAUUGGACGGUUGUUUCGAGCUCAGCAGGCCAGAUAAAUGUUCUUUAUUUGUACACUUUGGUCUUUUGUUAAUUUUCUGGUGUUGGGCAGCACAGGGAAUAGAGGCCCCAGAAUGUCCUCGUUAUACAAUGAUGAUUUUAUUUUUAAGUUUGAAUAUAUAUAUACAUAUAUAUCUUUGUCACCUAUAUGUCAAAGUGGUUAUAAGUUAUUGGUCUUAUCUCGACUUUUCUGUGGAUGUCAAAGACUCCUGCUGCCUGCUCUCACCUACCAAUGAUUCCACCUUCUUGCUUACAGAAGACCUCAGCCUUCGUCCAGGGAUUCGAUAUAUUCUGUCUCAGGACUUUGUUUCAGUGAUAUCAACAUUUUUUAUGAGUUCUCGGCCUUCAUACAGACACUAGACUUGGCUGUGUGAACCUUACGAUUCAACAAAAACCUACCUCAGCCGGAAUGAAUGUGUUGCGGGAAGCUUUUAGGGACUUUACCUUCCCCUGUGCUCACAAUUACUUAACAUGCGGAGGAACUGAUUGGUUUGAAAUAUUACAAGAUCAGGUGCCGCACUACCUCAGAUGUCAAGAUCGUUUCUCUCUCACUAUUGCUUGUCGAAGCAAAGCGAAAAAGAAAACGAGUAUCCAACAUAAAGCACUUCCAAAUGCUGAAGUUAAUGUUCUACCUCAAGAUAACAAUGUUGAUGUUGUCGCUGUUGUUGUUGUUGUUUAUCUGUUUAUUGCAUAAUGAAAAAACCCAUUUUCCCCCUCUGUGAAAUUCUGGCUUAACUCUGAUGAAUAUGGUGUUUGUAGAUGCAAUGUCAGUACCUCAUGCAAGUUGACAGACUGAUAACACUGUUGUAUGAAUUACAGUAUGUUAGGAAUAUGUAUGAAUUAUGCUGUUCCACUAUAAGCUUGAUUUUUUUUUUUUAAUUUCUAGAUUUUUUUUUUUGUUCAAAAGAUCAUAAAAUUUUUUUUUCCUUAUUCAUUUGAAUGGGACCACUGUUAGAGAUACACUGCAUUGCUGAUGGUAUUUUCAGGACUAUUUACUGCUGCACCAGGUGUGAUACAUAUUGUUCAAUUUAAUAUAAUGUGCAGGCAUCAUAUAUGUGUCUAAAAAUUAGCGAUGUGAUUGAAUUCUGUGUGCAUGUGUCUUUGUGUGUGUUUCAGUCCAGAUUUGUUGAAUUGAUUGAUUUAAUGUUUUCAUACAUAUGUGAUGCAUGUAGAAGAAGUAAAUUAAGCACAAAUCUCAUCAAAAUAUCUCAAAAUUGGAAUAAUGACUCAAAGAAAUAGUUUGACACUUUGGGGAAUACAUGUAUCGCCUCUCCUGCUGACAGUCAGAUUAUACCACUAUUGUUUCCACCCUGCCAGGCUAGUUUUUUCCCAUGGUUUCAAGUCGUUAUGCUAAGCUAAGCUAAUUGCCUCCGAACUCUCACUUAUAUUUAAGGCAGUAGUUUGAUGUGGUGAGAAAUGUGCUUAUUUUCUUUCAGAUGGAAAGUUGGAUGACAAGAUCUUUGCAGUUUAUAUACAGCUACAGAUGGUAGACGUUAGCUUAGCUUAGCAGAAUGUUUGGAAACCAAGCCUCCAGGCUUUGAAGCUAACUUUCGUAGUGUCUUAAUGGUGUAAUAUCCACAUCUCGUGAUGUCUAGUCACUAACGUUUCAAAAGAAGUAUCUGUAAUAAGGUGGAUACAUUUCCUUGGGCAUCACAACUGCCACGAAAUGACUUGUUUGACAUCAUCGUAAUUUGAGCCAUUUGGUUUGAUAGCAUUGUUUCGGCUGUACAAAAAAAAAAAAAUCAGUAUUCCUUCGAAUACCAGGAUACAAUUGACACUAUUCUAUGAACAGUUAUAUUAAAAACAAUAAAGAGCUAACUAUGCGUUUGGCUCUCCAUAAGAUAAUGAGAUAUUAAACAAAAAAUCUGAAACGAUUCUCUGAUUUUAUGUGCCAGGACUACUCCGGACUGGGAGCAGUGACCUCAUGAAGUUUCUUUAAAAGACAAAUAUGAGAGUGGUUUCAGUCUUCUCUCAGUUUAAGUGAAUGGGCGUAUUUCCCAAAAGUUAAACGAUUCCUUUGAUUUAAAUCGGCAGCAGUGUAUUUCUAACCUCGUUCUUGGUAUUUGUUGCUGCAGUGGUCUUAAUAAUUUCAUUUUCAUAUCACAUUAUCUGCCUCCUUCUUAAAUACAGUAAUAGCCUUUUUAGACAUCUAUUGCCCAGGAGACAUGUUAGUCGCUGAUCAUGUUUGACUAUUGUUCCUCUCUUCCCAAAACCAGAACUGCUGCUCAGCCCUCUCCCUCCUGUCAACACUGAGUAGUUAAUGUGUUUCAGGAACACGGUGUUGAUAAUAACGAGCUCGGACAGAGAGCUGGUUGAGGGAGAUGGACGGUCGUUGGGUGACUCUACGAUCACAGGGCUUCUCUCUCCAGCUCUCUGCUCCGUGUAGUCACUUACUGUACAGGACUUGCUCUGAUGCAUUAUGGUUACCUACCUCAACCCUAUCUUUGGCCUUUCUCUCAGGUCUCAUUGAAGGAAACAUACAGAGUGCGAACGCACAUAUAGUAUAUAAAUGUAUAUAUAUUGCAAUUGUCGACACAUGCAGGACAGACAGACAGACAGAAAGGGACACACACGUUACACAAACACACAAAUGGAGGGAGAACUUUUUAGGACCUUUAUCUCGUGCACUAAUUUCAACAGUUCAUGCUUAGAAUCUAGUGGAUGUGAACGUGUUGGUUAUCACAAGAUUUUAACUUUAUUUUUCCCUCACUGGUGUUUGACUCAGUGUCCUCUGUGGAAGGUUUAUCAGUGACUUUGUGAAGUAAACUGAGAAAAGUAAAGUGGGCGGCACUUACAGCUCUCACACGCUCCCAACACAACUGGUCCCGGCUCCUAAACCUAAUUUCUCAUCUUAACUGUGCGGCAUUCACGUUAUUUUGUUCAAGAUGUUUUUGUGAGCAGUUAUAACUCCAAUUGAGUUGUCAGCAAACUAGGUUGUUGGUUUUUUUUUUGUUUGUUUUUUUAAAUCUAGUUUAAAUUAAUUUUGAUGACACAUGUUCAAACAUGGUAGAGUUGUCUCUCUGCUGCUUUACUUGAACAUCAAGCUACAGUGAGAUAGUUGCAUUUUGUCAGCAAGACACUUUGGAUUCUCAGUAUGACGUUGAAUCCAAAGUGGUUCCUCACAUUACCGCCUCAAAAUUGUUCCAGGCCUGUGAGGGUUAAAAGAAGCAACUGCUUGGAUGUAUCCAGUUUCUUGGAAUAAAACCAUCAAAUUCUGGCCUUUUAAACAGUCUAGAAGCCGGGCUAGCUAGCAUCCUGGCUGACAUGCUCAUGUCAGACUAAAGGGCAUUUUUUCCAGUUUGUCUCAUUUUGAUGACAUAGCGUGAAUGCUGAAUUUAUUUUAAAUGGGAGAAAUUUAAAAAAACAUGUAAUUGGAAAAUGCGUGUUUAAAUUAUUUUGGGUCAAUGUAAUGGUCCACGACAGUUCCUGUGAGAGUUGUUUCUUCCCCCCACAGCUUGUUCUCCAAACCCUUCAUCAUACACAGUUUCCACUUAGUCAUUGUCUUCAGUACUGUAAUGUUUUUGCCUUUUAAAUUUGUUUUUAAUGCCUAUUGGUUUUCAGAUUUUCUCCUUGAAUCCAUUUCCUUGUAUUUAAUUGUACACUUCUGUGGUGUUAAUAUCAUUAUCAACAAAGGUACACAAUAGUAGAUCAAAUGCCCAACCUAAAUGUCUCCUGCUUGUAUAUUUAUUAACUACCAAUGUGAUAUUUACUCUCCGAGGCUACUGUAGCCUUAAUCAGUGUUUCUGCUUCUGUUGUUCUGAAUAAUUUCUGUGGGGAAACAAGUGGUGUGUUUUCCCUCCUUCCUUCCUUCUUCCCUUCCUUCCUCUGUCCCACGGUGUAAUUUAGGGUUAAUCUCCUUCUGCAGGAAAUUGCCCACAUCUCACCGGUGGAUGUGACAGGUUUUAGUGCCACACUGUUCAACCUGAUUCGCUGGGGGAUGUGGCGCAAUGACGAUCAUGUUUACGUGAUUGGACUUUGAUAGGUCAGGUUGUCAUUUCGCUGUAUAAAACAAGAAUUGUGUGAUUUAAUGGAGCCCUCAAAGCUGUUCUCCCCGGUGCUGUGACUCCAUCAGCAGAGGAGACCAGAUUAUUCCUCUGCUGACAUGGUCAGGGGACCUUUCUCAUGUAUUUCCACGCAGCCUUGAGAAGUGGUAUAUACACCAAACUCUGCUCCUGUCAGUUAGCCAGUGUCCGUUUUUUUCUCCGUUCAGAAUCCUGACCUUCGGACAGGGAGAGUGUGUGCUCAGGGACUCUCUGAUCCUCUUGUUAUAUGUAUAUCAGCAGGCCACAUUUGGCCUUCUGGACAUGAUUUCCCUCUUUGAAUUCUGCUCUGUGCCCAGUUCACACAGAUUUGCUGUCGGUGAUGUCGUCUUUGUUAGCUGUUUUAGUAAAAGUGAAGCAUUGGUAGGAUGACGAUGGACACAGUGGAAAAUGAUAGAAAAUGAUUCAGCUGCCUUCUUACGGUGUCAGGGCUGAUGGAAACACACAGGGAUUACACAUUAACAUGGAUCUUUGGAAAGGUAAUCUGUGACAACUUCAGGGAAAUCUGAUUCACAAGUUGAGUUUUGAUUUUUAUUCUCUGUGAAAGUUUAAACAGUUAGUCAAUGAAUUCCGGUUGUCCACGGUGAAACAUCAUGACGGACAAUGAAAUUGUUGGUUGAGGGGGUAAAAUGUUUGUCUGACUUGGAGGUAGUGUGUCCACUUAAUGUUGCUGCAGAACAGGAGUUGCUCAGCACAGUAGUCACUGCUCUGUUGUCCCAGGUCCAAAAUAUUGAGAGGUCCAAAAAGACCCCUCUAACAAGUAAGCAGUCCGUGGCUGUCAGCCAUCAAUGAUGGAAGAUGUCAUCAUUCAUCGGCCCAAGCCCACAAAGAAUCCAUAUGUCGGUCAACAGAAAAUCUAUCAGAAACUAUUUUGAUAAUCGUUGAAUCAUUCAAGUCAUUUUCGAAGUAAAAAUUCCUGACUGAAUAUUUUGAGGAUUUUAAGCCGUCGGUCAGACAAAACAAGCAUUUUAAAGAAGUUAGCUGGAGCUUUAAGGUGCAAUAUAUAAGGAUUGUCGAAACUGAACUGUUGACAUCAAUCUCAGAACAAUAAGGAGCAGCAUGUCACCAGAGGAAACAACUAAUUGCAGCAAACUAACAAGCAAUCUAGCUCAGUUAGCCAUGCAGCUAGCUGUCCAGGAGCUGGCGGUUUGGAGAACCAGGGAAUGUUGGUGUUCACACCGCGAGUACAGGAGCUUUAGAACGAGAAUGGGGCUAGCUAGUUAGCAUGCUAACUUCAGUAGAUAUCGCUCACGUCAACACUGUAAGUAACAGUUUAGUUCAUUGUUAAAAAGAUAAUUAAAUUAAACUUCUUACAUAUUGCACCUUUAAGGAAGUUAUGAUUGUGAAAAAAACAACUUAUCGAUUAUUUGCAUCUGUUAUUCAUUCAGACUUCUUCUUGUAAAACCUCAGGUUCUCACAAAGAAGUCAUCCCAAACUGGGCAUGUGCAGGGUUUAUUUACCAUUGACGAUGGUGCCAAUACUGUACGUGGCUCCACUCUCUUUUAUCAUGCAUUAACUGAACGCAGGGAACCAGAUCAAGUCAGAAGGACAAGUUAGGCCUCGCCAUGACAUUUUAUUGCUGUAUGAUGUCUAUUUUGGAUGUUCAGUACUGUAACUCAGUGGUUUAGGGUGUUUUACUUGACAGAUUGCUGUUUCUCCAAAAGUCCGACGCCUCUCGAAAGCUCCGCCACAUCAUGUGAUAUCAAUCGUUGAGGCACCAAAUGAUCAUCGGAUAUGAUUGUGAAUUGAUUACAUUUCCAAUGCAUUUAUCUCUAUGGUGUUCUGCUCUGAGACCCCUGAUGCCUGUACAUGUCAAAUAAUGCUGAGUUUAGUCAGAUGGUGAUUUAAUGUAAUUGUACUUUAAUGUUUGAGAUCACUAUUAUAUUUAUAUAGCUCUGUCGAGACGGCAGAUUGAAUCCAAUGUGUUUAAAGGCAGUAGGCAGAGGAAAAACCUACAGUAGAUCUGCAUGAGAAACGAAAAAAAAGUGUAAGUUAAUCAUUCUUUGACUUGUGAUGGUAACACUGUGAUAUUUAGCCAAAUAAUGGCAAAAAUAAUGUUGUGAUCUCAAUAUGGUGCUAUUGAUGGUCCUGUCCCACAUUGUCGGUCAAUCUGUUUUGAUGGUUCAUACUGAUGACAAUAGGUUGAGUGACCUUUUCCCCGUUGACGUGUCUCAUUCUGUGUCGCCCUCGCUGAUGCCUGAUGAUCACCUCAUCCUCAUCCCGUUCUCACCAGUCAUCCUCACACGAGUGACUCGGGGUGAGGUCCUGUCAGCCCUGUCACCCUCUCAGGUGACAAGUCGUCUUGAUUUUCCUUACACAAACCGUCUUCGCUUGAGGAGAAUGUCUGUUCUGUAUCGAUGUUGUCAAUGCGAUCCCAAGCCAUUCAAUCAGCCCCAAUUUGGCCACCGAAGAUAAGAAGUUGAGAUAGAAAGAGCUCCCGAGCGGAGUCUCCCCUCACACCUGUCCUGUGAAGUCAGCAUCAAACGUGAAAGUCAGUAACAGGCUUCUUAGUAAAUUGUCAUUGUUUGUGCCUGUUUACAGAGACAUGCAUUGCGGAAAUCUUCCUGUACAUAGCACCGCGUAGAAGAUAUUCCUUGCAGUUACGAUUCACACUGCAGGCAGAAGAGCGUUUAAGUCUUAAAUGGAGAAUUAUGCAGAUAUGUUGUUGCCAUAUCAAACCGCGUAGGCGUAAGAAUAUUUGACCCUCUCUUGCCCAGAGUCUGUGGUUUGCAUCAAGAGUUUUACACAUAUGCAUAAAAUAUUAGAACAGAUGUGAGAUUAAUUUGAAUCAAACUUUGGAGUCAGUCUUUUCACAUCUUGUUGCCCUUUCCCAAAGUAAGAGGUGAAAAAGUAACGUAUUAUUUGCACAAGGUUGUCAAAUGUACAACUGCAAAUCUUUAAGGCUCAUCUCUAGAUGAAGUUUACCUUCUGCUACUCAAUUUGAAGCCAAUGAAAGCCCAUCUAUAUUUAUGAGAGAUAAAGUAUUUAUGAAGAAAUAAGAAACAAUUGAGGUUAAAGUUUAAGUGAAAAAGAUUUAAACUCAGAACUCAGAUAACCUGCUUCAUCAGGACAGAUUGGAUUGUACUGCUGUCUGGCAAAACAAAAACAAUGACCACAGAUUUGCUAAUUCCUGACAAAAAUGAAGAAAUAUUUUGAUAUGAAAUCACCAAACGUUUUCUAACUUUCUCAUGUAGGGCCCCAUGUUGCUCAUCUUAGGAUUCAGAAAAUACACUUUCACUGUCUUCAAACCAACCAACUGGCCAGAAUUAAUGUCCUGCGAAAUGACCAAGACAAGAAGCCGCCUUUGGUCACCACAAUAUCUGAUGGAAAUGUUUUGCAGGACUCUUUAAGAAAACACCAAGUUUUGUCGUGUCAUUAAAAAUAUCCAGUAUUCCUCAAAAUGUGGCCAUUCGCCACCUCUCAUAGCCAAUUUGAUGGCUUUUAACGUUUCCCCCACCGAGCAAAAUCGGCUGUUUUCAUAUUCACCAUUCCCCUCACAUACAAAUUGGUAUAUUAACAACAUAAAAUGACAGAUAACCAGCUGAAAGUCCUGGCGAUGUAGUGACUGUAACGUCUGCCAUCUUCUCCGUUUCGUGGUGUAAAGCUCGUCAGAGGAUCUGACCACAACAGGGGGCAAGAGACGGUUAACCGCCGCCUUACGUUCUACUCUCACUCCAGUCGACGUUGCUUUUAAUGGUACUACAGUUUCUUUUUAGUAAAUCUUCUAUUUAAUCUAUGCAGUUUUAUUUAUUGUUUCACUCCUGCAGGGUUUAAAUGUGGUGCCAACCUGAAACCAAAAACCAUAUGCAUUACCAGCUUGUGUAAACUACUUGUACAGUGUUACCUGAUGGAUGAAACAGAAGGGAGCGCAGAUCUGUAGAGUCAGCCCCAUGAUCACACAUCCGUCUGUCUGUCUGUCUGUCUGUCCCUCUGGCUGUCUCAUUUUGUGUCUGUCUGCUGAGGUCACUGCCUCUGUCUGUUUUAACAGUUUAAUUCAGGUCAGUAUGAGAUGAUUUAAUAAGCGUUCUCAGAGCAUUGUCAGGGAUCACCACUGUAUGUUUUCCACAAAAGUUACGUUUCUACACUCUCUCUAGACAAAAGGUGUCGCGAUUAUAAAUCUGCAUGCAUAUCCACAUAUACAGUGUGUGCUGUAUGUGUGUAUGUAUGUGUGUAAAAAGGCAUAAUAGACCAUUUUUAGUGGUUUGUAUUGUUUUAGGGUUCAUUGUGCAAAACUGAAGAAAAAAAACAAUAACAGUGAUAAUAAAAUAGUUCUAGUAAC